Molecule: messenger RNA, 2805 nt
Organism: Topomyia yanbarensis
Lineage: Eukaryota; Metazoa; Arthropoda; Insecta; Diptera; Culicidae
Gene: kdn
Product: probable citrate synthase 2, mitochondrial
Exons: 6
Coding region: 184-1584 (466 amino acids)
Biological process (GO): carbohydrate metabolic process; tricarboxylic acid cycle; citrate metabolic process
Cellular component (GO): mitochondrial matrix
Source: RefSeq, a predicted model, not a curated record
AGCGCGGGACGUUCGGUGAGCAUAGUUCUCUUGGCUUCAGCUCAGUUGGUUUGGAAGCAGCGAGCAGCAAAGAAGUGGUUGAAAAGCACGAGAAAGCAUCUCCUUUCUCAUCGUGGUGUGGAAAAUUGGUUUGAAAGGUUGUUUUGUGAGUGAAAGAAACCUAACCAGGAAUCUUCGGCGAUCAUGGCUCUCAGCCGUAUCUACACGUCAAAAUUGGCCAGUGCCAACAAAAACAUUCUCCCUGUGAUCACCACCUACGUGCGCAAUGCCUCUGACAGCACAGAUCUGAAGGCCGUUCUAACCGAGAAGAUUCCGAAAGAGCAGGAGCGCGUCAAGAACUUCCGUAAGCAGCAUGGCAACACCAAAGUGGGCGAAGUUACUGUCGAUAUGAUGUACGGUGGUAUGCGAGGCAUCAAGGGUUUGGUUUGCGAAACGUCGGUACUCGACCCGGAAGAGGGUAUUCGCUUCCGUGGAUUGUCAAUUCCCGAGUGCCAGAAGGUCCUGCCGAAGGCUCCAGGUGGUGCCGAACCCCUUCCUGAAGGUCUGUUCUGGCUGUUGAUCACCGGUGAUGUUCCCACCCAGGCCCAGGUCGAUGCCUUAUCUCGCGAAUGGGCUAACCGCGCCGCUCUGCCAUCGCACGUUGUGACCAUGCUAAACAACAUGCCAACGACGUUGCAUCCCAUGUCGCAGUUGAGCUGCGCCGUGACAGCCCUCAACCACGAAAGCAAGUACGCCAAGGCUUACUCUGAGGGUGUGCACAAGAGCAAGUACUGGGAGUACGUGUACGAGGACAGCAUGGAUCUGAUUGCCAAGCUGCCCGUUGUUGCAGCGACCAUCUACCGUAAUACCUACCGCGACGGCAAGGGAAUCGGUGCUAUCGAUCCCAAGAAGGAUUGGUCUGCCAAUUUCACCAAGAUGUUGGGUUACGAGGAUGAAAAGUUCACUGAACUUAUGCGCCUGUAUCUGACCAUUCACAGUGAUCACGAGGGUGGCAACGUUUCGGCCCACACUGUCCAUUUAGUUGGUUCAGCCCUGAGCGAUCCCUACCUCUCGUUCGCGGCAGGUAUGAAUGGACUGGCUGGUCCACUCCACGGUUUAGCUAACCAGGAAGUAUUAGUGUGGCUGCAGAAACUCCGUAAAGAUUUAGGGGAUAAUGCUAACGAAGAGAAGGUUAAAGACUUCAUUUGGAAGACGUUGAAAUCUGGACAGGUUGUCCCCGGCUAUGGUCACGCUGUCCUGCGUAAAACCGAUCCCCGUUAUACUUGCCAACGCGAGUUUGCUUUGAAGCACCUGCCAAACGACCCGCUGUUCCAGCUGGUUUCUAACAUCUACAAGGUUGUUCCACCAAUCCUGACUGAACUGGGCAAGGUCAAGAACCCAUGGCCCAACGUAGACGCUCAUUCCGGUGUCCUGUUGCAGUACUAUGGUCUGAAGGAAAUGAACUAUUACACCGUGUUGUUCGGCGUUUCCCGUGCUCUUGGUGUUUUGGCCUCGCUGGUUUGGGAUCGCGCCCUUGGACUGCCAAUCGAACGCCCGAAAUCCAUGUCCACUGAUGGACUUAUCAAGGCUACCGGUGCCAAGUAAAUUGGAUGCAAGCCUAUCGAAUGUCAACCACAAACCAAAAAAAAAACUAAACAAAAAAUAAGUGAACUUUUUUCAAAGAUUCCCGAGUAACGUACGAACCAGGGAGCCGCUCAAGCAAAAGCUAUAACAGAGAAAGAUAACCCGUAGCAUCUCGUUCAAGAGACUGUCUUAGAGAGAGUAACAAGUCAAACUUCAAUUUCAGUUCCCCUUCAUUAAUUUUUGCUUAGUCUUAACCUAUCCAAGGGCAAGACAAUACUUUCACACAUAUACAUUUGUAAAAUUGUAUGAUUUUAAUUAAGUGUUAAAAGCAUAAGUAACUUAAUUAGUUUUAGGGAACAAGCUAAAGCUUGCGGGCGCUAACACAGGACGAGGCUCCCUGAUACCAUUCUUACCAGUAAUAUCAACGAAUAAAUGGGAGCCUUUUCGCAAAACUAAAACAUACUUUUAUUUAUUAUCUAUUUAAAAUCAAUUAAUUUAAUUGCUGAUUGUUGGACAGACGCUUGAAUGAUGCGGUUAAAAGAGAAACAAUAAAGAGGAACCAAAACAGAAUAAAUCAGAUGUUAUUCUCUUAUGUAAUCACAUAAAAUAGACCACCAUUCAAUAUAACAACAUUAAUGUGCUACCUCAUAAUCAUCCCGAUUUUGUAAAAAUGAAGAAUUCUUCAACAAUCCAGAUUAAUAAAAUCUGCUUUACAAAUUGAACGUUUGGAAGUGAUUACUCUAUCUCUACAUUUUUGGUUCGUUUGUGUGUUUUCUUACCUCGUAAAUUAAAUUGCGGCAGUUCACUUAUCUGUACAAUGUAAUGUUUGACCCCCGAUAUUAUUAGUGACAAAAAUAAUACAUUUAUUAGAAAGUUGAGGUCGAUCUGAUUCGCAGAAAUAACUGCAAACGAAGCUAUUUGGACUUCGUGUAACCAAGCAAAUUAAGUCAAAACCAAGGAUAAUAAGCUAGCAACUAAGAGAAAGUGCUGUUUUAGCAUUCUAUCAAAAACGUAUUCAAAAAUGUUAGGUAAUCACCAACCUGAUAUAGUGGUUUGCGUAUACUCCUUUUUUUGUGCUAAGCAACUCUAACCUUACUUUCGCUUUUUCGUUAAUAGUAGAAUCAUUGGUAUGCAAGAAAAAGUCAUAGUGUCGUGCUGUAUGUACCUAGGCAAUGUAGCAGGGAAGGGGAGAAAUUAAAUCUUGGACGACCUCCUAAUGGGAGUAAUUCAUUCAAACUCAAA